CAGAUCGUGUGGUAAUCGGCUGAGCAGGAAUUUACCAAAAGACCAUUUACCAAAAAGAAGAAGAAGACUCUAAUAAAGUUUACUUUACUUACUAAAUGGAAAAUUGGAAAUUUGUUUUUUUCGGAUAAGAAUAAUAAUAUAAUAAUAACAUAACUGUGUGACUGAAAACUUUUUGUAAAAGUUUUUAUCUUCUUGCAAAGCAAAGUCCCAUCAUGGAGAACUACGGCAAUGAAAUAGGACAGAAAAUGAGAAGUGCCGUCAAGGCAAAACUUCAAGAAUUGGGCACCGGAGGAUCUGCUGGUUACAUUGACGAUGAAUUACCGGAUUAUGUUAUGAUUAUGGUGGCAAACAAAAGGAGCAAACAACAGAUGAUAUCGGACCUGAACUUAUUUUUAGGCAGCCAAACAGAGUUGUUUGUCACCUGGCUCCAUGAAGUUCUGCAAAAGCUGCAAGAAGUAACACUGCCGGCCAUAAGUGCCUCUCUAUCAAAGAAACGCAAAUCGUCUCACAAAGAAGACCCUACAGCAGCAACAUCGUCGUCGUCGUCAUCUAAAAAGGAAAAGAAGCAAAUAAAAAAAGAGAAAAAUCCGGUCAAAAGACCCAAGGAAUCGGUGGAAAGUCCCGACAAAAAUAUUAGUGGCAAGACGAGUGGUUCCAUUCGGGACAUAUUCGCCGAAGAGUUGCUGGAAAAGGCCAAGCAUGAAAUAAGUGCUACAACUGAUAUUGCACAGAAUAUUAAAAAACACAAAAACAAAUCCGCUUUGGAGGAAGAGGAUAUCUCUUCUGAAAUGCCAAACGAAACGCAGGACUUUGACAUACCUACAAUCUCAGAAAUAUCGUCGACAACAGGGGCAACAAAUACCAAGACAAAUGAAAGGGAAAAGGAGCCGAAAAUUAUCUCAGGAAAUCGAGAAAAAGACUUGGCAGAAUUGGCUGAAAUUCAGAAAAAGAUCUACGCGGCUAAGAAACAACUAAAGCAGAUCGGAGAAUUGGAUGAUGAUGAGUAUGAUGAAGACUUUAUUACUCUUCGCGAUGAUGAGAGUCGGGAAACGUUUAGUGAGCCAGCCGAUAGUCAAAGAACGCCACCCGCAAACUCACAGCGCUCAAAAGUUAAAAGCCCUAUUGUAUUUGAAAAAGACGACAAACCGAAAGAAAAAAUCUCGGAACGUGACGAAGACAAACGUAGCCGUUUUACACCUCCAUUCACAACUUUGACAGCUAGCUCUCGAGGUAUUAGCCCGCCCAAGGAUGCGGUGUCAGAGAAACCAAAGCGUCCUGUGCACGAACGUCUAGGUCUAAGAAGUCCCGGCACAUCAUCUAAAGACACAUCCCGUGAUAGAAGAAGGAAUUUGCAAGAGAAAGAAAUCUACGUGCCGGCUUUUCGCCGCAAGGAAAUGGAAAGAGAAAGAGCACGUGACGUGAAUAGGGAUCAAAGCCGAGAAAGGCCGUAUAGGGGACGAGAAAGGGAACGUGUUUCAGACAGGCGAAUGGAAAGGUCAAGAGAAAGCGAUGGUAACCAGUCACGAGGGCGCUCACGAGUGCGUAGAUCUGUCGAAGACAGAGAUAGAAGACGGGGUACACCCGAAAAGCCCGAAAUUCGAAGUUCUAGUCAAGUGGGAAAAAUAAGCACAACAACGCUCAGCAGCAGUUCCGAUCAGAACUCGCCGGAUGUUAAUUCAUCGCGAAAUCGCAUCGGAUCGCGGGUAAUAGUAGCUCCUUCGAAGGUUAUGGAGCCAUCCGACGAGGAAGAUCUAACUGAUAAACCCGUUAAUUCGGUGAUAAAAAUAAAACCCCGAGCAACGGUGUCGCCCAGCAAACAGGCUCCGAAAAAUUUGCUGCUGCGUGCUGUGGCCGAAGCCCAGAAAUCCACUAUUCUCAAAAGACUAAACACUUCCAAACCAAAAAUAAUCGCACGUUUGGGUGACAAAGUUGUGCCAGAGCGCAACACCAAACUCUAUUCAAAGUCUUUUAGAGAUCGUCGAAAGUCUACGGCAAGCGUUGGGGCAAUUUUCUCCCGUACGGCCCAGAAUCUAAUUGUAGAAGUUAAUGGAAGAUCUAAAGAACGUUACGCCUCUAGUUUGGUUGCAAAUGCUGAUGAGGAAUAUAUACCGGAGAUUGUAUCCGAUAAGGGCGAAUCCGAUCCGGAUAUGGUGUAUGUACCACAGUCUAUAAAACCGCGCAAGCCUCUCGAUGACGAAGAGAAUUGGAGCACUGCCGAUUCAGAUAGCUGUUAUGAACACAUAGACUUAGUUGAGGGAGAACACCGAACUCCUGACCAAAACACUCAGUUCGUAGUUACGCUGAAUGAAGAGAAUACUUUCCCCAAAUUGAAAUGCCGUGGCGGUUCGCGAUACUCAACAUCACCACCGCCACAAGUUACGUCAUCAUCAAACCAUGCCAAAGAUCGUGAAAAAUACCCAGAGCCAACUUCAACUUCUAACUCCUAUUCGACGCGCAAGGCAAGCAUAAAGGGCAGAAUUUCCAGCAAAUCCUCGUCGCACGACAACGAGUCUUCCCCUUUCAUCGCAGAGGGCAGCACAACACCUCCUAGGCGUUCCGAAUUGAUUGAAGUCUAUCGAAAACCAAAAGAGGUUAAGAAAAUCAUAAUAAAAAAUGACUCUGAAGACGAAGAAAUGAGUCCAACAAAGAAACGUACACCCGAACAGGAAAGUAGCAAAAAACGGCCAGCUAAAGACUAUGAAAACAAGUCGAAUACGCCGCCACCUAAACCAAAUCGACAAAAAGAAUCUCUAACGCCAUCGAAGCGUAAACAUGUUCCAAUUAAAUUUGAUUUGGAUGCCGACAAUAAAGACAAAAAGGAGAAAGAGAUCAAGAGGGAAAAUAGUCCAAUUCCGUCGAAGAAAAGGCGAUCUCCAUCUCGAGACCGAGACCACAGCAGAGAUAGAAGUAGAGAUCGCGAACGAGCUGCUUCCCACGAAAGACGCGAAGAGAAAAGGAAAAUAUCCAUACGAAAUGCAGAAGCAAAGAAAUAUGAAAAUAUACCAAGUUCAUUAAACUCUGUGCCUGUUGAUUCGACGGCCUACCGCAAUGCCAAGCCCAAAGAAAGGUGCAAAUAUCAUCCCAAUUGCACCAAGUCUUUUUGCGAGUUCUAUCAUCCGACGGCGCCCUGCAAAUCGUUCCCGAACUGUAAAUACGCCGAUAAAUGCAUGUACUCACAUCCGAAAUGCAAAUACGAUCUGGCCUGUGUUAAUUUGGAUUGUAAUUUUUCACACAGUGGACCGCGAAGUUCAAGUCUGCUAGAACCUACAGCUCCACCUCUAUCAUCUUCAGUCGUACCGGUGCAAAAUUACAAAUCGAUUUCGUCUGCUGCCGUCACUGGUCCAGUGUCCUCGACUACUUGUAAAUUUUUCCCAAAUUGCACAAAAUCAGCUUGUCCCUUCUAUCAUCCAAAGCCCUGUCGCUAUGGCAAGAACUGUAUCAACAAAUUGGAGUGUCUGUUCUAUCACCACGAAGUACUCAGCAGUAGCAAAUUCAAAUGGGUGGCAUCCAACUAAGUGGGAAAAUGGUAUCAAAGCAGCCAGCAAGCCAGCUGGCCACAGUAGUAAUGUGGUCUCUCUACCCCGAUUAUGAGGUACAGCAGGAGAUUUCACUUAUUCGAGAUUUAUUAAAAAAGGCAUACUAAAAAAGACUUAACCGCUCGUUGUUAAGCCAUUAUCCUUUCAUUACAGCCCUUUAAUAAGUUUUCGCAAUUCACUUCAUUAA
Molecule: messenger RNA, 3723 nt
Organism: Musca domestica (house fly)
Lineage: Eukaryota; Metazoa; Arthropoda; Insecta; Diptera; Muscidae
Gene: Nab2
Product: zinc finger CCCH domain-containing protein 14
Exons: 6
Coding region: 213-3515 (1100 amino acids)
Biological process (GO): regulation of mRNA stability
Cellular component (GO): cytoplasm; nucleus
Molecular function (GO): metal ion binding; poly(A) binding
Source: RefSeq, a predicted model, not a curated record